Brassica oleracea var. oleracea is the source of this 670-nucleotide messenger RNA. RefSeq lists its product as uncharacterized. Bases 63 to 527 code for a protein of 154 amino acids. Gene Ontology annotation, cellular component: nucleus. Gene Ontology annotation, molecular function: RNA binding. The transcript is spliced from 5 exons. NCBI's taxonomy places the organism in Eukaryota, Viridiplantae, Streptophyta, Magnoliopsida, Brassicales, Brassicaceae. The record is from RefSeq and is a predicted model, not a curated record.
CACGUACCAAGAAAAAGAAAGUUUAGUUAAAUCAAAAAGAUCGUGAUCCCAAUUGAGAUUAAAUGGCGAUGGAAAUAGCAACUCCGAUUCAUGCACCGGUUACAUCUCCGGCCAGCAACCUCAUCAUAUCAGCAACAACGGCCGUGGAAACUCAGAAAAAGAACAGGAUUCAAGUUUCCAACACCAAGAAACCCUUAUUCUUCUACGUUAACCUCGCCAAGCGGUACAUUCAACAGCACAACGAGGUUGAGCUUUCUGCACUUGGUAUGGCGAUCACAACAGUGGUUACUAUCUCAGAAAUUUUGAAGAACAAUGGACUUGCAACCGAGAAGAAAGUUCUGACAUCGACAGUCGGAAUAAAAGACGAGAGCAAAGGGAAGAUAGUUCAGAAGACAAAGAUUGAGAUUGUGUUGGCGAAAUCAGACAAAUUUGAUUCUCUGAUGACUCCAGCGCCGGAGGAGGAGGCGGUGGCGAAUAUGGGAGAGAAACCAAUAGAAACUGAAGCUCGUGAAGGCAAGAAGGAGUGACCACCUAAACAAAUUUCGAGGAUUAGUAUCAUUUUCUUUAUAACUAUAACAAGGAAACUGUUUGUGCUACGACACAUAAAAAAGAAUGCUUUCUUAUUAACUCAAAAGUGAAAUUUUAUGGAAAGACAAUGAAAUGUUAUGUU